Messenger RNA from Oncorhynchus keta (chum salmon), 10861 nucleotides. RefSeq names its product lipopolysaccharide-responsive and beige-like anchor protein. Gene Ontology annotation, molecular function: protein kinase binding. Lineage: Eukaryota; Metazoa; Chordata; Actinopteri; Salmoniformes; Salmonidae. Gene Ontology annotation, biological process: intracellular protein localization. The record is from RefSeq and is a predicted model, not a curated record. Gene Ontology annotation, cellular component: cytosol; membrane.
AAUACUGGUAUAAUACUGUCAUGGCGGGGAAGAGCUGUAGCAGGGGGUAAAUCAGGAAGAGAAAGCGCUGUAUGUAAGUGGGUUAACACUGAAAUUUGAACAAGUCUAGCAGUUUUUAGGGAAGGACCGAGUGGAUAACUGCUGUCCCUUCUCGAGCACCACUGUCGCUGUUGCGGUACUUGAGCCACGUUUAGGAGUUCUUGCUCAUGACAGCACUCUACCUGUCAAGCCUGCUGUGACAAUAGCAAGUUCUACUGCUGUAGCCUGGCUGGACUAGUGAAGAAAUGAAAGUCGCAGGUGCCUCUCAUAUUUUGACAGAGGGGAGGAAGAGCAAGGUCUCUGCGACUUGCCUUUAGAACCAAAUAUUUUUAAACCGGUCCAUUUUAGUGAACGGUUUUUGAUGCAUUAUUUCAUUCGCCUCCUUAUCGAGUUUCCGACCGGGGGAGAGGAGUUCUACAUGGAAACGCAGUGACAACUCCAAUGUCGCGGUGUCAUCGGCUAGAAAUCCAAGUCUCGUGCGCCUGUGCCUUUAGCGGACUACAAAACAUACUUUGUUGACUCGAAGGCUUAUUUUGGGAACUGUUUUGAAUGGGGAGGGAAAUAUUUUCGUUGUUUACCUCCAGACUGUCGACAUAGCUGGAAAGAGGAUACCAUUGUUUUUUUUCUUUCACCGACUUUACUGUAUCCCAUUACCGCCUUUGGGGGGUGAACAGGUUCCUUACCUGUUACCGCCACCUGUCCUCCUGUAGCAAUGGCUAGCGAGGAGACGCCUGGUGCUGGGCGACCAGACGGGCAAGGUGAUGGAGCUGCGGUGGUGUCGCUCAACCCUGGGAUCCCAAUCCGGGGAAUCAAAAUGAAAUUCGCUGUCCUCGCCGGUCUGGUGGAAGUUGGGGAAGUUUCCAACCGGGACAUUGUGGAGACCGUCUUCAACCUGUUGGUGGGGGGCCAGUUUGACCUGGAGAUGAACUUCAUUAUCCAGGAGAAGGACAGCAUUGUGUGCAUGGUGGAGCUGCUGGACAAGUGUGAGCCCACUUGCCAGGCGGAGGUGUGGAGUAUCUUCACGGCUAUCCUGAAGAAGAGCUUGAGGAACCUGCAGGCCUGCACCGACACGGCCCUCAUCAACCUGGUCCUGGACCGCGUGGCCCACACUGACAGCAUGAUCGCAGACCUGAUGGUGGACAUGCUAGGGGUGCUGGCCAGCUACAGCAUCACAGUCAAGGAGCUGAAGUUGUUCUUCAGCAAACUGCAAGGAGAGAACGGCCAAUGGCCUCCCCAUGCGGUGAAGCUGCUGUCUGUCCUGAGGAGCAUGACCCACCGGAACGGACCUGACUCCUUCUUCAGCUUCCCAGGGAAGAGUGCUGCUGCUAUAGCUCUGCCCCCUAUAGCCAAAUGGCCGUACCAGAGUGGAUUCACCUUCCACACGUGGCUCCGCAUGGAUCCAAUCAACAACAUCAAUGUUGACAAGGACAAGCCUUACCUGUACUGUUUUCGCACCAACAGAGGUCUGGGAUACUCUGCACACUUUGUGGCCGGCUGUUUGAUUGUAACCUCGUUAAAGUCCAAGAGGACUUUCCAGCACUGUGUGAAAUAUGACUUCAAACCACAGAAGUGGUACAUGGUGACCAUCGUUCACGUCUACAACCGCUGGAAGAACAGUGAGAUCAGCUGCUACGUCAAUGGAGAGCUCGCCUCCUACGGAGAAAUCACCUGGUUCGUCAACACCAGCGACAUUUUCGACAAGUGUUUCCUGGGUUCGUCAGAGACGGCGGACGCCAAACGUGUGUUCUGUGGUCAGAUGGGGGCGGUGUAUCUGUUUGGCGAGGCCCUCAGUGCAGCCCAGAUCCUGGCCAUCUACCAGCUGGGGCCUGGUUACAAGGGCACGUUCAAGUACAAGGCUGAGAGUGACCUCCUGUUUGCUGAGCACCACAAGACCCUACUGUACGACGGCAAGCUGUCCUCUGGCAUCUCCUUCUCCUACAACCCCCGCGCCACCGACGCUCAGCUGUGCCUGGAGUCCUCCCCCAAGGACAACGCCUCCAUCUUCAUCCACUCGCCACAUGCACUCAUGCUGCAGGAUGUGAAGGCUGUGGUGACCCACUCGGUCCAGAGUGCCAUCCACUCCAUCGGGGGAGUGCAGGUCCUCUUCCCCCUGUUUGCACAGCUGGAUUACCUCCAGCACACCAGCGAUGAAUUGGACACCUCUGUCUGUUGCACUUUGCUGUCCUUUGUGAUGGAGAUGCUGAAGAACUCUGUGGCUAUGCAAGAGCAGGUCCUGGCCUGCAAGGGCUUCCUGGUCAUCGGUUACACCCUGGAGAAGUCUUCCAAGGUGCAUGUUACUCGGUCCGUGCUGGACAUCGUGCUGGCUUUCGCCCGUUACCUCAGCAACCUGCAGAACGGCGUCCUGCUGCUCAAGCAGCUGUGUGACCACAUCCUGUUCAACCCUGCCAUCUGGAUCCAUGCCCCUGCCAAGGUGCAGUUGGUGUUGUACACCUACCUGUCCACUGAGUUCAUCAGCACGGUGACCAUCUACAACGCCAUCCGCAGGGUGGGCACGGUCCUGCAGGUCAUGCACACGCUCAAGUACUACUACUGGGUCGUCAACCCCCAGGACCGCAGCGGAGUCACGCCCAAGGGCCUCGACGGCCCGAGACCCAAUCAGAAGGAGAUCCACUCUCUCAGAGCCUUUCUGCUGCUGUUUGUGAAACAACUCAUAAUGAAGGAUUACGGAGUGAAGGAAGAUGAGCUUCAGAGUAUUCUCAACUACCUGCUCACCAUGCAUGAGGACGACAAUCUAAUGGAUGUGCUUCAGCUGCUGGUGGCUCUGAUGUCGGAGCAUCACGGCUCCAUGGUGCAGGCCUUCGAUCAGCGCAACGGAGUACGGGCCAUUUACAAGCUGCUGGCUUCCAACAGUGAAGGAAUCAGAGUUCAGGCACUCAAAGUCUUGGGCUACUUCCUCAAACACUUGCCCGCUAAGAGGAAGUCAGAGGUCAUGCUGGGUCACGGGCUCUUCUCCCUGCUCAACGAGCGACUGCUGCUCCACUCCAACCAGUUCAGCAUGACAACCUACAACGUGCUCUUCGAGAUCCUGACCGAGCAGAUCUGCACUCAAGUGAUCCAUAAACAGCAUCCGGACCCCGACUCCAAUGUGAAGAUUGUCAACCCGCAGGUCCUGAAGGUGAUCGCUGCCCUGCUGAAGAACUCUCCCCUCUCCCCAGAGAGCAUGGAGGUGCGCAGGGUCUUCCUGUCAGACAUGAUCAAACUGUUCAAUAACAGCAAAGAUAACCGGAGGAGCCUGCUGCAGUGCUCGGUGUGGCAGGAUUGGAUGCUCUCUCUGUGCUUCAUCAACCCCAAGAGCAGCGAGGCAAAGGUCACUGAGAUGGUGUACGCCAUCUUCCGCAUCCUGCUCUACCACGCCAUCAAGUACGAGUGGGGCGGCUGGCGCGUGUGGGUGGACACCCUGUCCAUCACCCACUCCAAGGUGACCUUUGAGCAGCACAAGGAGAACCUGGCCCGUAUGUUCCGUCAGUACCAGAGACUGGGCUCCGAGGGCGAUGCAGCUGGUAUCCGGACCAUUUCCGGGGCCAGCCGAGACUCUGAGAUUCUGGGCCAGCUCCGGACCAACAGGGAUCAGGGGGAGGAGACUGCCCCCUCCACCGUGAUCGAGCUCACCAUUGACCCAGAGGGGGUGUCCCAGAACCAGGAGUCCCCCAACACUACCCCUCCCUCAGCAACCUCAGCAUCUGCUUCCACCCCCAGCCCUCCAGAGAGAGAAGGAGAUAGAAGUCAGAGGGAACCGGAACUGGCAAAGCAACCGGAGGAACAGGUCUCUGCUGCCAUCUCGGCCUGCCAGCAGGGGUCAGCGGUCGGGGCAUCUGUCCAGUCAGUCACAUGGAGGAAUCUCUUUGUCUCCGCCGCUGGUGGAGAGGACCAAGAAAAGGAGGAAGAGGAGGUGAAGACAGAGGAGGUUGUUGUUGAGGAGGAGAAGAUGGAAGAGGUUAAAGCAGAGGAGAUCAAGACAGAGGUUAAAACUGAAAAGGAGAAGGAAGAGGAGAGUGUUGCCGAGGUCAAAAAGUCAGCAGUGGAAAGUCAAGUGACACCACCUGCUUCUGUACCUGAGGAGAGUCGGACACAACCCCCUAAAAUGGAGGAGAUUGACCUUGACCCGUCUGCACCAGGCACCGACCCCACCAGCACAGAGCCAGCACGGCAGCCUUUAGAGUCCACAACAUCGCCCCCUACAGCCCUUGAGGCCAUACUACCACCAGCAGCAGUCGGGGCCACUGUCUCUAAAUCUGACACCUCACAGGCUGUAGCACCAGCAGAGGCCCCCAGCACCAAGGCGGUCCAGCCAGAAGCCCCACAGGCCUCAGGGGCCACAGAGGCCCCCAGCAGCAGGACUGAAACCUCUCCGAAAGUAGCCACUGCUACUGCUGUGGAGGCAGGGAAAGACAGUGCUGCAGAGGGCCCUGGCUCUGCCACUAAGACCAAAGAGAUCCACAUUGCCAGGCUGGAUGUGUCCAGUGUGGCCUCAGACACAGAGAGACUGGCGCUAAAGGAGACCUCCACACCUGAAGUUCCUCAGGGCGACGCGGCUGCAGCCGGUGCCUCAGGAGGCCAGGCCAGCGAGAGCAGCUCCUCCGCUCGCUCCACCAUGUUCCGUAUUCCAGAGUUCCGUUGGUCUCACAUGCACCAGCGCCUGCUCACAGACCUGCUCUUCUCCAUCGAGACUGACGUGCAGAUGUGGAGGAGUCACUCCACUAAGACGGUGAUGGACUUUGUGAACAGCAGUGAGAAUGUGGUGUUUGUCCACAACACAGUGCACCUCAUCUCUCAGGUGGUGGACAACCUCAUCAUGUCCUGUGGAGGCAUCCUGCCCCUGCUUUCUGCUGCCACAUCCUCCUCACAUGAUCUGGAGAACAUUGAGCCGUCCCAGGGUCUGUCGGUGGAGGCCUCGGUCACCUUCCUGCAGCGCCUCAUCAACCUGGUGGAUGUUCUGAUCUUCGCCUCCUCCCUCAACUUCACCGAGAUCGAGGCUGAGAAGAACAUGUCCUCUGGCGGUAUCCUCAGACAGAGCCUCCGUCUGGUGUGUGCCAUGGCUGUGAGGGACUGUCUGGAAUGUCAGCAGCAGUCUCACUUCAAGCCCAGCCAGGACAGAGCCCGCGGCCAGCAAGCAGUGCACAGCCUCAUGGGAGCUGCCAAGUCCAUGCCCGCGCAGAGCCCUGUUGAUGUUGUGACAGGAAGGAUGUCUCCCAUCAGAGACAUGGACCGUCUGCUACAGGAAAUGGACAUCAACCGCCUCAGAGCCGUGGUCUUCAGAGAUAUCGAGGACAGUAAGCAGGCUCAGUUCUUGGCCCUGGCUGUGGUUUACUUCAUCUCUGUUCUCAUGGUGUCCAAGUACCGAGACAUCCUGGAGCCCCAAAACGACAAGAAACUCCCCCAGCGCAGCCAGUCUGCCAGGAGCGCAGACAGUAAUGCUGUCUCUGGCGGUCCCGACCUGGAGAGCAGUGUGUCCUCCGUCGCCGAGACUCUGGCAUCGGGGAUGACCAUAGCCCGUGGCCCCCAGCGAGGCGGACACCACCGCCCAGGGGCCCGACGCCGUGUCCGAGGCCCUGUCCACCCUCUCCUCAGAGGUCAGGGGUCACAGAGACAACCCCACGCGGACGCCAGGGGCGGGAAGAACGUGAAGGACAUCCUGCGCAGCCUGGUCUCGGCGCCUGCUGAUGACAUCAUGGACUCUGGGCACUCCUCAUAUCUGGUGGGAUUAGAGCGGCUCCCGGGGCCGUUAGCGUUGGAGAGGAGGAGAGCUGGAGAGCAUAGAGUAACAGCUCUACCUCGCCACAGGGAGCCCCAAAGUGUUCGGGUGGCGCCCAAGAAGGUGGGCGGGGCCCGUCCCCAGGCUCCUCCACUCCUGUCCCAUCAGCCACCGCUGUGGGGCCGCGGGACACCAGUCAACAACGUUGCCGUGGUUUCCACGGGCGAUGCCUCCCAGAGCACCACCGCUGAGGGCUGCAGCCGGAUCAGCCAGCACCAACCUGCCAUCUGUCCCCACGCUGUCCCCAAUGACCCGGACACAGCCCCCAGUAUGAGUAUCUCAGAGAGACUGGAGCAUGCUCUGGAUAGCUGCCCCCUACUGAGAGAGAUCUUUGUGGACUUUGCCCCCUUCCUCUCUCGCACCCUGCUGGGUAGUCACGGACAGGAGCUCCUCAUCGAGGGCACCAGUCUGGUGUGUAUGAAGUCCAGCAGUUCGGUGGUAGAGCUAGUCAUGCUGCUCUGUUCUCAGGUCCCACGUUUUCUGACACGUCCCACGAACGAAGAAUGCAGGCUUGGCCUUCACACUGGUCCGACCCUCUCCGACCAUCACCACUUCAUUCAUGUCCCAUUCUGGCCAAUCCGUAGCGCGGCCCCUGGCCCUCGAGGCUCCAGGCCCUCACGGCUACUAAGCCACACCAUGAAGGACCACCUGGUGCGGGUGGCCAAUGAGGCUGAGUUCAUCCUGAGCCGUCAGAGAGCCGAGGACAUCCACAAACACGCUGAGUUUGAGUCCCACUGUGCCCAGUACUCGGCUGAGAAGCGUGAUGAGGAGAAGAUGUGCGACCACCUGAUCCGAGCAGCCAAGUACCGCGACCACGUGACAGCCACCCAGCUCAUCCAGAAGAUCAUCAACAUCCUGACGGACAAACACGGUGCCUGGGGAAGCUCUGCCUUCAGCCGUCCUCGGGAGUUCUGGCGCCUCGACUAUUGGGAGGACGACUUGAGGCGGCGCCGACGCUUCGUCAGGAACCCCUUCGGAUCCACUCACUCAAAGGCCACGCUCAAAGCUGCAGCCGAACACGCUCCGGAGGAAGAUAUCCUCAAAGGCAAACAGUCAAUCAGAAGUCACGCGAUGGGAAAUCAGAACUCUGAGAGUGAGAUAUUGUUGGAUGGCGACGAUGACACUCUAUCAUCCUUGGAGGAGAAGGAAUUGGAGAACCUAACAGGCCCUGUAAACAUGAGCACUAGCGCUCAGCUGGUCGCCCCGGCGGUGGUGGUGAAAGGAACGCUGUCCAUCACUGCAUCUGAACUCUACUUCGAGGUGGAUGAAGAUGAGGCCAGCUUUAAGACGAUCGAUCCAAAGAUCCUAACCUACACAGAGGGCCUUCAUGGUAAAUGGCUGUUCACAGAGAUCAGGGCUGUCUUCUCCAGACGUUACUUGCUACAGAACACUGCUCUGGAGAUUUUCAUGGCCAACAGAACUGCGGUCAUGUUCAACUUCCCAGAUGCAGGCACGGUCAAGAAGGUGGUCCAAUGCCUCCCUCGCGUGGGGGUGGGCACCAACUUUGGCCUCCCACAGACCAGGCGUAUCUCCCAGGCCAGUCCCAAGCAGCUCUACAAGGCCUCCAAUAUGACCCAGCGCUGGCAGCGCAGAGAGAUCUCCAACUUUGAGUACCUGAUCUUCCUCAACACCAUCUCUGGUCGUACGUACAAUGACCUGAAUCAGUACCCCGUCUUCCCCUGGGUCAUCACGAACUACGACACUGAAGACCUGGACCUCACUCUGCCCAGCAACUACAGAGACCUGUCCAAGCCCAUUGGUGCCCUGAACCCCAAGAGGGCGGCGUUCUUCAACGACCGCUAUGAAUCCUGGGAGGACGACCAGGUGCCCAAGUUCCACUACGGAACCCACUACUCCACCUCCUCCUUCACCCAGAUGUGGCUGCUGCGCAUCGAACCCUUCACCACCAUGUUCCUCAACUUCCAGGGAGGGAAGUUUGACCAUGCUGACCGCACCUUCUCCUCCGUGUCCCGAGCCUGGAGGAACUGCCAGAGAGACACGUCCGAUGUCAAGGAGUUGACCCCAGAGUUCUACUACCUCCCUGAGAUGUUUGUAAACGCCAACAACUACAGCCUGGGGGUGAUGGAGGAUGGGACUGUGGUGUCUGACGUGGAGCUGCCGCCCUGGGCCAAGACCCCCGAGGAGUUUGUACGCAUCAACAGACUGGCUCUGGAGAGUGAGUUUGUGUCGUGCCAGCUGCACCAGUGGAUCGACCUGAUCUUUGGCUACAAGCAGCAGGGUCCUGAGGCCACCAGGUCUCUCAACGUCUUCUACUACCUGACCUAUGAAGGGACCAUCAACCUCAGCUCCAUCACCGACCCCAUGCUCAGAGAGGCUGUGGAGGCACAGAUCAGGAGUUUUGGACAGACCCCAUGUCAGCUGCUCAUCGAGCCACACCCACCAAGGAGCUCCGCCAUGCAGGUGUAUGUCCUCCUGCAGAGCCCGUUGAUGUUCACGGAGCAGAUGCAGCAGGAUGUCAUCAUGGUGCUGAAGUUCCCCAGCAACUCUCCCGUGGCCCACGUGGCCGCCAACACCCAGCCGGGCCUCGCCACGCCCGCCAUCAUCACCGUCACCGCCAACCGCCUCUUCGCCGUCAACAAGUGGCACGGCCUGGCCGGUCAUCAAGGCUCCUCUGUGCAGGACCAGCAGUACCAACUGCCCGUGGAAAUAGACCCCCUGAUAGCCAGUAAUGUGGGGACCCACCGUCGUCAGAUCACAGACCUGUUGGACCAGAGCAUUCACAUCCACUCUCAAUGUUUCAUCAUCACUGCAGACAACCGCUUCAUCCUGCUCUGUGGCUUCUGGGACAAGAGCUUCCGCGUCUAUUCCACUGACUCAGGGAAGCUGACCCAGAUAGUGUUUGGUCACCGUGACGUGGUGACGUGUCUGGCCAGGUCUGAGUCGUACAUCGGAGGGGACUGCUACGUCCUGUCAGGCUCCAGAGACGCCACGUUACUGCUCUGGUACUGGAAUGGAAAACACAGCAGCAUCGGAGAGAACCCCGGAACUGAGUUUGUGACGCCCAGAGCCAUUCUGACGGGUCAUGACUGUGAGGUGACCUGCGCCAGUGUGUGUGCCGAGCUGGGACUGGUCAUCAGUGGCUGCAGAGAGGGCCCGUGUCUGAUCCAUUCCAUGAAUGGGGACCUGCUGCGGACCCUGGAGGGCCCGGGGGGUUGCGUGCAGCCCCGUCUCAUCCAGUCCUCUACAGAGGGCCACGCCGUAGUCUACUACGACAAGGGACACUUCUGCUUCUUCUCCAUCAACGGAAAGCUGCUGGGACACAUGGAGGUGGAGGAGAACAUCAGGGCCAUGCUGCUGAGUCGGGACGGACAGUACCUGCUGACGGGGGGAGACGGGGGAGUUCUGUCUGUCUGGCAGGUUCACAACCUCAAACAGAUGUUCACCUACCCUGGCUGUGACGCAGGCAUCCGCUCCAUGGCCAUGUCCAACGACCAAAGGUGCAUCAUAACCGGCAUGGCGUCUGGUAGUAUAGUCCUGUUCUACAACGACUUCAACAGGUGGCACCACGAGUACCAGACCAGAUACUGAGGCAGGACCACGUAACAACAAUCCCUGAGAAUCUGGUUAACGUGGGACCUACCUACUGCAAUCCUGUCGUUCGAUGUACUAAGGCACUACUCAAUACAUAUUGAUAUCCUGAAUGUAUCUUAAGAGAAGAAAAACUGUCAUUCUGUCGAAAGAAGCAAACUAUUUUUUUAAAAAGGGCAUUGCUAUAUUUUGUAGGCAUAUCGAAAAUUUCAUAUAUCUUAGGGUGGGGUUAUAUACCUAUGGUUUUCAAAUCUAUUUUUAGCUUGUUAAGAGUCUAUUUUCAUCUCAAGCAGAGGAAAAUAAGGGUUCAAAGUGGAAGUUGGUAGAAAAGUAUAUUUGCAUCUAUUGUCUUAAGAAUCCAUAUAUGUGUGUACUUAGGGGUGAGUGAUUAUUUUCAAUAGGUGUGAAACGUGGAGAUAUAAUCAUUUUUUCGGUCAUUAAUAUCCUUUUUUUCAUGCUCUUUUUGCUACUGUGUGGAAAUACAGGGAAAUAAAAUAUAAGUUUGUGUGGCGAUCGAGCAGGAAGUCCUUUAUGUGUUCAUGACUUGAGAGGGAAUAUAUUCUAUUUAAAUGUUUGUACCACACCUCUGUGUAAAUGGACAGAUCUUGCCUUCCUGUGCAUGAGUUAUUCCUCUGCUGUCCUGAUCGUGGCGCACACUGCACAAAGACUUGUCACCAGUUGUCAUAUGUGUAUCAGACAGUCAUCAUAGUAACAAGAUGACUGCCGGUGUGAUUAGUUUGUAUCCGAGUGUUGUCAUGACGAUCAUUAGCUUUAUGUAUGUACUGUAACCAUACUGAUGAAUAAUAUGUCUGUCAGUAGAAACAAAUGUCAUGGGCUACGUCCUAAUUUUGUAAAAUGGCGUACUUUCCUCAUCACCUAUCAGAACUUUACAUGAAGACGGGACGAGGAAAGGAAUCCAUUCCAAAUGGCCGACGUAGCAAUGAUGUGCUUCUUUGUAUAACUUAGCUUUUCCUCCUCUACUGAGGCAUUUGCAGUACUUAAGCAUAUACUGUAUCAUAUUAGCGAUCGACACAGUGCCCAAACCAUGCUAGGAUCAAAGUAUCUCAUCUUGGCAAAGAGAGGUGCAGCGAAAUGAGGGACUUGUCAGUCUGUCUGUGUGUCACGGUGAAUAUUCACUGGUUAAACCAGACCACAGACAGCCCCGGUCCUGGACAGCCAAAGGGUGUGCACUUUUUGGUUCAAGCCCAGCUUUAAAAUACCCGAUUCUACCUAAUUAUGGGCCUUCAGGUCAAAACUGAAUUGAAUCAGGUGUUUUGGUGCAGGGUUGGAACACCCGAUGUGGUUCCUCCAAUACAACGGUUGCUCAUAGGGAGAAACAUUCCGUGUUGGUUUGAUCUACGCUUGGUGUGGUUACCAUUACAAUGAAAUGGCUACUACUGUAUUUUCUAUGUAUCGCUCAAUAUUUUGGGAAUCAAUUUGGAAUGAGUGUUUUUGACGCGUGAUGAGUUCUGACAAAUAAAAUUGAAUUUUUUAACUUGA